Molecule: messenger RNA, 432 nt
Organism: Ichthyophthirius multifiliis
Lineage: Eukaryota; Ciliophora; Oligohymenophorea; Hymenostomatida
Product: protein kinase domain protein
Exons: 3
Source: RefSeq, a predicted model, not a curated record
UGUAAAUGAAGAAAUGUAUUUUGAAGGAUAUUAGAAUAUAACAAAUAUUGAUUAUUCAAAUAAUCUUAUAAAACACUUAAAAGAGAGAUACUCUGAAGGCUUUGCAAACACAUUUAACUGUAAUAAAAAUAAUAAAAUUUAAAAAAUAUCUUAAAAAUAGUUGAAUUAUGCGAUGUGAGAUUUAUGAAAUAAAAAUUUUAAGAUGAAUAAUUUGAUUGUGUAAUUGAUAAAGGUACAUUAGAUUCUGUUUUGUGUGGAGACUAUUCAAAAUAGAACUCUUUUAAAAUGCUAUCUGAAAUAACAAGGGUUUUAAAUAAUGAUGGAGUUUAUAUUUGUGUAACAUAUGGUGAAGAAAAAAAAAGAUAAUUAUUAUUGGAAAAUGGAGAAUAAUAAUCUGUUUUGGGCAAUAUAAGAACUCAUUUACUUUAAUGA